This is a messenger RNA of Gongylonema pulchrum, 765 nucleotides long. Lineage: Eukaryota; Metazoa; Nematoda; Chromadorea; Rhabditida; Gongylonematidae. The record is from the annotation of a GenBank genome assembly.
AUGUAUGCAACAGUUUUAGCUACUGUAACGCAUAAGCCUCUUCGAAUUGUUGACGUUGACGUGCGACAGUGCCUGAUGACGAAUUUGGAAAAAAGUAUUUUGAGGAAGCAGCGCAAACAAUGUCGAGCCAGUGACAAUAAAGUAGUACACAAGCGCGACAAACAUCAAAAACAGAGAUUGUUGGUUGUAAAUGCACGAUCUCGACCGAAAAGGAGUAUAAGUGCAAGCACCGUGAUAGAAUUCAUCCCGAAGAAAGCCCCAUAUCACAUUGCCGAGAGUAUUACUGUUGCAGCAAAUCAAGUUCUCCGGAUACAUGCUGGGACGCGCCUCAUAUUUGACGAAAAUUCUGGAAUUAUUGCACACGGAGCUGUGCAAAUGAUUGGGACAAAAGAAGAACCCAUCUUACUUUACCCACAGAACAACACGUGGCGCGGUAUACUGCUUACUUUUAACAACGCAGCGGCAGCAAAGCAGUCGCUACUUAAGCAUGUAAAUGUUUCAAAAAGUGAACUGGGAGUUCGUAUUGAGUCAACUCUGAUACCAGAAAUAGAAAACUUUAUCAGUGAUAGCAAUGGUAAUGGUCUUACCAUUUUGGCCUACAGCAACAACAAUAACGAAAAAACAUUUCAGGCUGUAAUCAACUGUACUCUGAAAAAAAUCAUCGCCGUGAACAAUCGUGAACAUGGCUUGUCAAUUUAUGUUAGUCCAAGGCACCUGGUAAAAUCACUUUAUCUUCAAUCAUCCCGUAAGGCUAAUAGACCUUGA